Acanthoscelides obtectus is the source of this 534-nucleotide messenger RNA. NCBI's taxonomy places the organism in Eukaryota, Metazoa, Arthropoda, Insecta, Coleoptera, Chrysomelidae. The record is from the annotation of a GenBank genome assembly.
AUGGAAUCCUGUUGAUUAGAAUUAUAUCGAGGCACACACAGAUUUUGUUCAAUACUUGUAACUACUCUUCGUUCCUGCAAUAAAGUCUGUUAUUUUUUUAUCAUACGACGUGUGCAUUCUUUAUCUGGCGCUACGAACAGGAUCGUUAUACGCCUUCGUGGAAAACAUCUGGAAGUUUGUACGAGCCCAGCCAACCAUCAUCAGUAUCCACUUCCGUAAGAGAAACGAUCUGAGAACCUGAUAGCCACGUCCGAGGUGCCUGCAGAACGAGCCUAGGGCAUAGAGAAACAGAGAGCUACAAGAACCAGAGCAGUCUCCGUUAUGAAAAAUUUGAUUUUUCACAUAACGCUAGAGUAAGCCAAAUCCAUUUUAUCUAUUUAGUCAAAGAAACUUUUGGUAAAUCUCCAGUACGAGAACGAUCACCCAUUAGAAGACAACCAGUAAAAAACCAAGCUAACGUUAGAGAGGAAUUCAGAACAACUAUGGCUGACAAUCCACAAAUGUUAUUUAACCUAUUGAAAGAUAGUGUGCCUA